Messenger RNA from Rhodamnia argentea, 1935 nucleotides. RefSeq names its product L-ascorbate oxidase-like. Gene Ontology annotation, molecular function: copper ion binding; oxidoreductase activity. The transcript has 5 exons. The record is from RefSeq and is a predicted model, not a curated record. The coding region runs from base 152 to 1867 and encodes 571 amino acids. Gene Ontology annotation, cellular component: extracellular region. Lineage: Eukaryota; Viridiplantae; Streptophyta; Magnoliopsida; Myrtales; Myrtaceae.
GACCGUGGCAUGUUCUAAUACCCACCUCUCCUCCUCCUUAUUCUUCUUGUCACAUCCUCAUUGUCGUGGUCGACCGUCGUGACACAAAUCCCUAUCUAUUCGAUCGCUUUUCGGCUAGUCGUGUGCAGUUCGGCUCCCGUGAGCGCGAAAGAUGAGUCGACUAAUCGCGUUGUUGCUAUGUGUUCUAGCGGCAAUGGCGUCGGCAGAGGCUAGAGUUCGUCGAUACAAGUGGGACGUGAAGUACGAGUUCAAGUCGCCGGACUGUUACAAGAAGCUGGUCAUCACCAUCAACGGAAGGUCGCCGGGCCCAGCAAUACUGGCGCAACAGGGAGACACCGUCGUCGUGGAAGUUACCAAUGGCUUGGAGACGGAGAAUCUCGCGAUCCAUUGGCACGGAAUCCGACAGAUUGGAAGCCCGUGGAGCGACGGAACCGGGGGUGUGACUCAGUGCCCAAUCUUGCCUGGAGACACUUUUACCUAUCGCUUUAUCGUUGACCGGGCCGGAACAUACUUGUACCACGCGCAUUACGGGAUGCAAAGAGAAGCCGGACUGUACGGGUCGAUCCGGGUUUCGCCGCCGGACGGCGUGGCCGAGCCGUUCGCUUACGACUACGACAAGAGCAUCAUCCUCAACGACUGGUACCACAGGAGCACUUAUGAGCAAGCUGCUGGCUUGUCCUCUAUUCCCUUCGGUUGGGUUGGGGAGCCUCAGUCACUGCUAAUUCAAGGAAAGGGAAAGUUCAAUUGCUCCAAACUGGCCGCUCCAACCUUAGAUCCAUCAGCUUGCAACGCGACCAAUCCCGAAUGUUCGCCGUACGUGCUGACCGUCAUCCCCGGUAAAACGUAUCGCCUUAGGAUCUCAAGUGCGACUGCUCUGUCUGCUCUCGGCUUUCAAAUUGAGGGUCACAACAUGACUAUUGUUGAAGCAGACGGGCACUAUGUAGAGCCCAUUGUGGCCCAAAAUCUGUUCAUCUACUCGGGCGAGACGUACUCCGUCUUGAUCAAAAUCGACCAACAACCAUCAAGAAAUUACUGGAUCACCACCAACAUCGUUGGCCGCAACGCCACGGCCACGACCCCUCCCGGUCUGGCCGUCCUCAAUUACUACCCGAACCAUCCGAAGCGUGUCCCGCCCACAAGUCCACCCACCGGCCCGAUGUGGAAUGACGUUGCGCCCCGAUUGGCUCAGAGUUCGGCGAUCAAAGCCCGCCACGGAUACGUCCACACUCCCCCGCUCAAGUCGGACCGAGUGAUUGUGUUCCUCAACACGCAGAACAAGAUCGACGGUUACUUCCGUUGGUCCGUGAACAACGUGUCGUUCACGCUCCCGCGCACGCCGUACCUGAUAGCCCUCCAGGAGAAUCUCCACCACGCGUUCGACCAGCAACCGCCGCCCGACAAUCCACCCAACUUCACGAACUAUGACAUCUACCACGUCGCGAACAACACCAAUGCCACCUCCAGGAACGCGAUAUAUAGACUAAAGUUCAACUCUACAGUGGACAUCAUAUUGCAGAAUGCAAACACUAUGACUGCGAACAACAGCGAGACCCACCCGUGGCACCUCCACGGCCACGAUUUCUGGGUCCUUGGGUACGGGACGGGCAAGUUCGACGCCGACAACGACUCGAAGAAGUACAAUCUGGCAAACCCGAUCAUGAAGAACACGGUGCCGGUCCAUCCUUACGGGUGGACCGCUCUAAGAUUCGUCGCCGAUAAUCCGGGUGUUUGGUUGUUCCAUUGCCAUGUAGAGUCUCAUUUCUAUAUGGGCAUGGGCGUGGUGUUUGAAGAAGGUGUCGAGAAGCUGGGCAAGCUGCCUUCGGAGAUCAUGGGAUGUGGGGAGACAAGAGGCUUCAAGAGACCAUAACCUGAUUACUCAUACAGUUAUCUAUAUUCGCUACAGUUGCAUUUAUUCCUGUGAAAUCAACAGAAAUU